Daucus carota subsp. sativus is the source of this 845-nucleotide messenger RNA. Its product is annotated as auxin-responsive protein IAA1. Gene Ontology annotation, molecular function: protein binding. The transcript has 2 exons. The record is from RefSeq and is a predicted model, not a curated record. The coding region runs from base 75 to 593 and encodes 172 amino acids. Lineage: Eukaryota; Viridiplantae; Streptophyta; Magnoliopsida; Apiales; Apiaceae. Gene Ontology annotation, biological process: regulation of DNA-templated transcription. Gene Ontology annotation, cellular component: nucleus.
CUUACAUUGCACUUUCUAAACGCGUUCGGGUCUAUCAGGUCGUAUAUAAUAUUUUGUAAUACAGAAUUUUGAUUAUGUCACGAGAGUCGAUUACUUCAGCUAUCAAUUACGAAGAGACGGAGCUGACUCUAGGCUUGCCCGGGGAGUCAAGGGGCACGAAGCGAGCGUUUUCGGAGGAAACGAUGAGUGGCGAGAGUGUAAGCAAGAAAAGUAAGAAGGAUUCGGCAGUGGUGGGGUGGCCGCCGGUGAAAGAGCAUCGGAAGAUUGUGAUGAGGAGCUGUAAGUACGUGAAAGUAGCGGUGGAUGGGACUCCGUUUCUGCGAAAAGUCGAUUUGCAGAGCUAUGGGAGCUAUGAUGAGCUGUUGCGUGCAUUGCAAGAUUUGUUUGGUUGUUUUGUUGUGAGAGAUUUGGUGGAUGAGAAGAAGCUGGUGGAUGUUUUUAAUGGAAAAGUUGAGUAUGUGCCAACUUAUGAAGAUAGAGAUGGAGAUUGGAUGUUGCUUGGUGAUGUUCCAUGGAAAAUGUUUUCUCAAUCAUGCAAGAGGCUAAGGUUGAUGACAGGAACGCUUUAUAUUGGAUCGAGUUCGAGUUGCUGAAUCAAAUCUGGUAUUUUUUCGGAAUGUGUUCGAAGAUUGCAGAUACAUCGACAUCUUCUAUUCAAAGAGUUCGAGAGAUUUUCAGAUGCUCCGAAGUCCAAAACUUCUUGAUGAUCGAUGAAAUGCAAAGGAUGUGUAUUUGGAUAUAGAUCAGGGCUAGCUAUACGAGUAUAGAUCAGACUGUAUUAUAGGUGAAUAUAUUGUAAAUGGAUACUUGAAAUUUUUUAUGCACAUUGAUUAUUUGCAUUUUUA